Messenger RNA from Culicoides brevitarsis, 593 nucleotides. Its product is annotated as cytoglobin-1-like. Gene Ontology annotation, molecular function: heme binding; oxygen binding. Lineage: Eukaryota; Metazoa; Arthropoda; Insecta; Diptera; Ceratopogonidae. The record is from RefSeq and is a predicted model, not a curated record. The coding region runs from base 39 to 503 and encodes 154 amino acids. The transcript has 3 exons.
AAAAAUACUCUGAAAAAGUUAGAAAAAAAAAUUCUACGAUGGCAUCGUUGACAGAAUCUCAAAUCGCUGGAAUUGUCGAAACUUGGAAGAUUCCGUCGCAAGAUCUCUUCGGAAGCGGCGAAUACAUUUUGUACGAAUUUUUGAGUCGAUAUCCGCAUAAUCAGGAGUUCUUCAAGAAAUUCCGCGGAGUGCCUUUAGACACUUUGAAGGGCAAAGCGUCGUUCCGUGCUCAUGCAUCGCGGAUUAUGAAUCGUUUUAGUGCGACAGUUGAUUGUUUGCAGCUCGGCAGUGAAGGUUUGGAAGAGAUUCAGGACAUUUGGAGGGUAAUUGGCGAAAGUCAUUCCAAACAUAAGAUUACAAGAGAGGCGUUUAAGGAAUUGGAAAUCGUUGUCGUUGGAAUCCUCUGCGAAGUUUGCAAUCUCACCGAAGACCAAAAAACCGCAUGGGCAACCCUCUUACAAUUCUGUUACGACGCCGCCUUCGAAACUUUGGGCGAUAAUUAAACAAAAAAACUUUGAGAAUUUUUUUUUUACACUUUUGUCGCUCCUGUUUCGCUUCUUUUUUGCACGUUUGAUGGGAAAAUAAAACGAAAA